This is a messenger RNA of Symbiodinium sp. CCMP2592, 2550 nucleotides long. The record is from the annotation of a GenBank genome assembly. NCBI's taxonomy places the organism in Eukaryota, Dinophyceae, Suessiales, Symbiodiniaceae.
AUGAUAGAUGGUUUUCGCAAAGGCUUCGUCGAGCCAGGCUUCUUCGCCGUGAGCAAGCUGCGAGACGCUCGGAACAGCUACGUGGAAAUCUUGAAGCUCAAGCUGGCCGUGAAGAACCACUUGCUCGAGGAAUGGCUCACUGGAAGAACGUUUCCGGGCAAAACCAGAGAAGACCUGCGGUCAGCUUUCAGCAGCUUCACUCACGUACGAAGCAAGUACAGCCCGUACAAAGAAGAAACUCAGGCUGAUACGGCCUGGAUCUUGGGCGCAAAAGACUCAGUUCUGGCAGCAGAACUGCUGGAACAGCUAGUGUACCUUGACACUUUUGAUGGCCGGUACAGGGAUGCGUUGAAAUCGAAGCAUGAAUGCGCUGACGUGCUCGGUUAUCCCAGCAUCAAGAAAAAUAGAGGAUAUCGAGGCAGCCUUGAGAAAGGGUCUGGCGAUGCCCCAUCAUCGUCGACGGGCACUGGUUCGGCUGCUUCGGCCGCAGAAGAGGCCAAACUCACGAAAGACGAACAACAACAAUGGAGGCAGUUCAUGCUCAAGAAUCUUCGCAGUCAAGUUCGCUUCGUGUCCGACCACAAAGCCGCUUCCGACCUUGAACAAGCCAUCCGCGACUGCCCGUUUUCGAAACUCAAGGGGGGCCCGACGGGUCUGGUGCUGUUACACUUCGAUGUGAAAAAGUUCGGUGAGUCUGCGACAAGGCCAGACCUUCGUCUACCGCCCCUUCGGGAUGGACCGUACACACGCCUCGUCCGUGCCGUCAUGACGCCAGGCAGAGCGAAGGCUCAGCAGCGGCUUUGCAGCCAGGCGAAGUCGCAGUGUUGCUGGACGGCUUCAAGAAGGGAUGAAGACGAUGGCGACGGGGAUGACGACGACUGCGAGGAGGAGGAAGACACACGGCCGAACCUGGUCUCUGACUUGCUGCAGAUUGGCUACACCGAAGCGCUCUCUCUUCCGGCCAGGGAGCGCAAGCAUUACGGGCCGGGGUCAAGCACAGGCGACCUCAUCUCAGGAGUGGACCUACCGAAACUGUCCACUGAGUGGUGCCUCCCAUGGCAACAGAAGAAGACCCUUUACGGGAAAAAACAUCUGAUCGCCGUUGGGGGAAAGACUGAAACCACAGAAGAAACAGAAAAAUCAGACAUGGAUCGCCUGGGCAACAAGCCCGAACCAGUUUGCUUUCAUUCUAUGCCUGGUGCAUUUUAUUCAGAGCUCAUGCACUCCUUUUGGGCGAAGAUGGUCAUCGACCUAACGCCAGGCGACGGCCGAUUCACUUUCGAAGCGCUGAAGGCCAGGGUGGGCUACAUGGGAAUAACCUUCACCCCUGAACACAGCCAAUUCUUGGAAGAGCACCUGCUUGACUUGAUGAAGUUGGAGAUGUGUGACACAGCAAGUCCGCUCUUCAAUUCGGAAUACGCAGCGGCGGUGGGCAAAAAGGUUCCCAAGGCCAAAGCAAAUCCAGUGCGAGGCUGCUUCGGCUUCGCAGGCUGCUUCGGCCAGGUGCGAGGCUGCUUCGGCUUCGCAGGCUGCUUCGGGCAAGACCACUGUGAUGCCCACCUCUACCGUGACCCCAACAGCGUGGUGAUCAUUGACGCGAAGUUCCUCUUCGACACCUUGCUCAGCAACACUUCGGGUGAGUGUGAAAGAUCCAACCUGGAAGCUGAGGUGAUUCGCGAAAGCCUUUCCAUUUGCAAGGGGGGGCUGUCAAUCCUAGAUGUUCCUUUACUUUUCCUGUUGCACCUGCUCCCAUCUGUGAACGCCCGAGAAUUGACCCAGGCCACCAUCAUCACCUCCAUUAUCGCAUGCUGCUCCGCAUGCUGGCGCGUCACCAAGGAGUAUGCGAUCUACCCAGUGAAGCAAUCCAUCGUAGACACCUUCGACAGCAUCCAAGAAAGCUUGUUCCCUUACAAGCAGGGGGUGAAGGCACACGGCUCGGAGCACAAGCUGGGAGCUUGCAGUUUGGAGUUGGUGUGGCAGGUUCCCUACAGCUACACAGAGGCCGAUGCUUCUUUCCUGUCUUUGUUCACGUGUUCACGGGUGACUGGCGGGAUGGACGACUGGCUCACGGACAGAGCCCAGACGGUAUCCAGGCCGAGCGUUAACACACGGAAUGAGCAGAGCAGCGAGAGCGACGUGAGCGACGUGAAAGUCCUCGCGCCCACUGGGCCCAAGCUUUUGCAGCGACCGAAGCCAGAGGAAGGCCUGGAGCGAAGCGACGAGAAGGCCACCACCCCGGCGAAGACGCUGAAGCAGAAGGAGGAAGAGUAUGCCGCCGCAAGAGCGCGCAUCUUCGGAGACACGGCAGAACGCGGUGGGCGUGGUCGCGGCAGAGGACGAGGCGGUACCGGCCCUCAGCCCUCGGCGCAAAAAAUCGAGCGCUUCCCGCCGUCCGAACAGAAGCGACAGGCCCACGACAGCCGCCACCCAACAACGCCCUGCUCUCACCGCAAGUGGACCUCGGUAUGCCAUGCUUCGCUGUUCGCUGUUGGAUGCAAGGACAGGAGCCGACUGCGUGUGACUGAUGCAGACGAUCCUGCUGGAACCUGA